Sceloporus undulatus (fence lizard) is the source of this 5370-nucleotide messenger RNA. RefSeq names its product frizzled class receptor 3 (gene FZD3). Gene Ontology annotation, molecular function: Wnt receptor activity; Wnt-protein binding. Gene Ontology annotation, cellular component: plasma membrane. Gene Ontology annotation, biological process: non-canonical Wnt signaling pathway; canonical Wnt signaling pathway. The coding region runs from base 421 to 2421 and encodes 666 amino acids. Lineage: Eukaryota; Metazoa; Chordata; Lepidosauria; Squamata; Phrynosomatidae. The record is from RefSeq and is a predicted model, not a curated record. The transcript is spliced from 7 exons.
GGGAGAGUGUGUGCUGCGCAGGGGGGAAAGAGAGGCUGCUCUCUUUCGGGUCCGCCGCUCCUUCCUGGGCGGCUGCGAGGCACCUGGGCUCCUGCUGCUUCUGAAGGGCCUUCCCUCUCUCAGAUUGCCUAACUGAAGAAGAUCCCAGCUGCCAACAUGGACUCUGUUUGGGAAUGUGGGUAGUCAACCUGCUGUCAUGACCUAAUGCAACUUGGUGAUAUGAAACAAAAGGCCAAGAUGAAGCACCUUAGUUUUGGGAAUGCAAGCAUUCUGUUGGGCUGUGCUAAAUUCUAACCAUGCAAACAUUCACUCCAUCUCUGAAGAACCUUAGGGUGAGAACUUGAAAUGCUGACAGUGAUGCACAAAUAUUCAGCAAUGUUCAUAGAAUAACCUGGAGACUCCCAUGACCACUGGAGAAGGAUGGCAGCAAACUGGGUGAUCCACUGGGUUUGGCCUUUGGCUGUUCUUGUAGGUUGCACAUGUGGCCACAGCUUGUUUUCCUGUGAGCCAAUCAUCUUGAGGAUGUGCCAGGAUCUACCAUACAAUAGCACAUUUAUGCCUAACCUGUUGAACCAUUACGAUCAGCAAACAGCAGCACUAGCAAUGGAGCCAUUUCACCCAAUGGUAAACCUUGAAUGUUCCCGGGACUUUCGACCAUUCCUGUGUGCUCUCUAUGCACCCGUUUGCAUGGAGUAUGGCAGAGUCACCCUCCCCUGUCGCAGGAUUUGUCAACGAGCGUACAAUGAGUGUUCGAAACUCAUGGAGAUGUUUGGUGUAUCUUGGCCAGAAGAUAUGGAAUGCAGCAAGUUCCCAGAUUGUGAUGAGCCUUACCCUCGCCUGGUUGAUCUCAAUGUAGUUGGGGAGCCCACAAAAGAGGCUCCAGUGGCAGUACAAAGAGACUAUGGGUUUUGGUGCCCCCGAGAGUUGAAAAUAGAUCCAGACCUGGGCUAUACCUUCCUGGAAGUACGCGAUUGCUCCCCUCCUUGCCCAAACAUGUAUUUCCGGCGUGAGGAGCUCUCUUUUGCGCGAUACUUCAUUGGCGUGAUCUCCAUUGUCUGCCUUUCAGCCACUUUGUUUACAUUUUUGACUUUCCUUAUUGAUGUCACAAGAUUCCGCUACCCAGAGAGGCCCAUCAUCUUUUACGCCGUCUGUUACAUGAUGGUGUCACUCAUUUUCUUCAUUGGCUUCCUGCUAGAGGACCGAGUGGCCUGCAAUGCCUCUAGCCCCACCACCUACAAGGCUUCCACUGUCACUCAGGGCUCCCACAACAAGGCCUGCACCAUGCUGUUCAUGGUGCUGUACUUUUUCACCAUGGCCGGGAGUGUCUGGUGGGUGAUUCUUACCAUCACCUGGUUUUUGGCAGCUGUCCCAAAGUGGGGCAGCGAAGCCAUCGAGAAGAAGGCCUUGCUUUUCCAUGCUAGUGCCUGGGGAAUCCCAGGCACCCUGACCAUCAUUCUCCUGGCAAUGAAUAAAAUCGAGGGGGACAACAUCAGUGGGGUGUGUUUCGUGGGCCUUUAUGACGUGGAUGCCUUGAGAUACUUUGUCUUGGCCCCUCUCUGCCUAUAUGUGGUGGUUGGAGUUUCACUGCUCCUUGCUGGCAUCAUCUCCUUAAACCGAGUCCGUAUAGAAAUCCCUUUGGAGAAGGAGAACCAGGACAAGUUGGUGAAGUUCAUGAUUCGGAUUGGUGUCUUCAGUGUCCUCUACCUUGUGCCCCUCUUGGUUGUGAUCGGCUGCUAUUUCUACGAGCAAGCUUACCGAAGCGUGUGGGAGACAACGUGGAUCCAAGAACGGUGCAAGGAAUAUCACAUACCCUGCCCUUAUCAGGUCACUCAGAUGAGUCGUCCAGACUUGAUUCUGUUUCUGAUGAAGUAUCUCAUGGCUCUCAUAGUGGGAAUCCCUUCCGUCUUCUGGGUUGGAAGUAAAAAGACCUGCUUUGAAUGGGCCAGUUUCUUCCAUGGACGCAGAAAAAAAGAGGUUGUGAACGAGAGCCGGCAAGUCCUUCAGGAGCCCGACUUUGCUCAGUCACUCUUGAGGGACCCCAACACUCCCAUAGUCCGCAAGUCCAGAGGCACUUCCACCCAAGGGACCUCAACACAUGCUUCCUCUACUCAGCUGGCGAUGAUGGAUGACCAGCGGAGCAAAGCCGGCAGUGUCCACAGCAAAGUCAGCAGCUACCAUGGCAGCUUGCAUCGGUCACGGGAUGGCAGGUAUACCCCCUGCAGUUACCGCGGGAUUGAAGACCGGCUACCUCACGGCAGUAUGUCCCGGCUGACCGACCACUCCAGGCACAGUAGCUCCCACCGACUCAACGACCAGUCUCGCCACAGCAGCACCAGGGACCUCAGCGGAAACCCCGUGACUCACAUCACACAUGGCACCAGCAUGAACCGGGUGAUCGAAGAGGACGGGACCAGCGCUUGAUCCACACCUCUCUCCUCAUCUCUCUCAUACACCCGAUUUUUAAAUGAGCAGUGCUCAUUUCAUGUCAGAAUAACAGAGCUCAACAUUUUCCCUCUUAUCAGGUAUUAACUGCACAACAAAGCCUAACUCGAAUGCUGCCUUUUUCCCCUCUUCCUUAGCCAGCAAUUUCUCAGAAAGAUUACGUCGAAGCAAUGAUGCUGCUUGAUCAAGUCUGCAAACUGACUGCUGAUGGUACUUACAUUUUGGACUCUUCGAUAUGACUUUAUUUAUUUGGCAAUGUUUACCCCCAGCCCUUUACCCCUUUUUGCUUGUUAACUGAAACUCUUAGGUUAAUAUUAUUUUUAAAUAAAUAAAUAUCCCUACGCUUCUCUAAAAAGCAUACCAUAAAUAGUCCCUCAAAAGCAGACGAUGGGCUUUUUGUUUUGGAAGGAAAAAUCCUCUCUUUUUCUGAUGGUUUUUUGGGGGGAGGGGGCUCCGAUUAAAUAGUAAAUGGGUUACUUUUUCUCUUGCAGCACAGAGAGCAGGCUGCCUUUUUGUAAAAGACAAAACUGUACAAAGGACAUCUGUAAGGAAUCAGCGGGAGAUUUUAAGCGGUUACACUGGAAAGGCAACAGGAGGAUAAUGAGGGGAGGCUCCGGGUGCGGGUGUUGGUUCUUAAUUGAAAUUUCUAGUCUUGGUUGCAGGGUGGGAGUGGGAGGGAAGGCAUGAAAGUUUGGUCUGUAGCUUCUUAUAUUGUCUACUUUAUUAGAAAAUGUUCCUGUUACCUCCUUGUUUACAGGGGAGUUGUUUUUUUACCCAGCGAAAGAAGGAAAGUAGUGUUGGAUGACAAUUCCAGCGCCUCCCCAAAGUCUCCACAGUUGUGAAAGAAAAGGACUUGUCAGUUUGGCAACCUUUUUGUUGUCCUUAUGAAUAUCAUGGAGAUGCCCCCAUUCCUGACCCCUUUCAGCUUCAGUGCCUCAAACAGUGCCCUGCUGUAUCUAGGGCAUUCUCUGGAGGGGAGAGUUAAUGACAGCUACUAUUGCAUCGUGGAAGCCAAAUUGGCAUUUGGAGAGGGGAAGGGGAAGGGGAUCCAUUAGCACAUUUGAGAAUCUGUUGUCCCUUUUAAUGAAGCCUGUUUGCCAAGACCUGCAGGCAGGCCUUAAGGAGAAAAGGUUAAAUUCCCCCACCAUUGCUUUAUACGCUAAGGACAAGAGAUCAAGGUGGCAACCAGUAGAGCAAAUACAGUGUCAUCUGCAUGGUUUCUGAGAAAGAAUCAGAAAUGAGGUUACAGUCAGGUGAGUCGGGUUGGGUUGGGUUUUUUUAGUACUUUAGUUUCUCUUUAAAAAUAAAUCUUUAUUUGGGAUUAUGACUUUUGGGAUGCUAUAGGCAAAGUGAAUCCAUGCACUUAAUUCAGGGAUGGCUGAUACAUGGAUGGCAGCCUAAGUCUUUCUAAGGGAUAGGUGGCAUUAUAGUUCCUCCGUCACGAUGGUGACAGGCUUUUGAAAUUUAAGAGGCUAUUGUGUACUAAAGUCUCUGAAACUAGAAGAAGCCACAGGGGCUGAGAUUCUCAAAACUGCACCACUAGUUCCAUGCAGCCAAGGGGACUAUGGGCUUAUGCUUCACCCUAAGCAUGGCAGAUUUCUUAUCUCAUUUUCCAAACUAGUUCAAGAUAAUGCAAGGGGAUCUGUUUAAGGCUAAAGUUCUCAUAAGAUAUGACUAAACCCUUGGGAUCAUGUCAAGAAGCCCAGCUAUGUGUGAAGCUGGUUCUCAACCUGGUUCUUAUGUCAAAACAGGCCAGCAACAGUUUAUAUAUCCAGAGUCUCUGAUUGAAGCUUGCAGUGUGCUCUAUACUAACUCGGGGAUGGGACUGGUGAGAAAGAGGCUCCAUUGACUAGGGUCAGGCUUCAGGUCUGACAAGUCCACCAGUGUGAGGCUUUGUCCUCAUUUACUUGUAUGAAUGGUAUGCAAAUGAGUAACUCAGAUAUGCAAAUCUUCAUCCCCUCAGUAAAACCCUUGGCCACAUCGUUUUAUGGCAGUAAACUUGAUUCUUCUAAGGCAGCUAUUGGUAUGAGUUAGAAGUGUUGCCAUAAGGAAGCACUGGUUUGUGUUUGAACCUACCUCACCUGCUCUCACACUACUGCUGGGAAAUGUACCUUUAUUUUUUGUUUUCUUGUUCACUUAAUAUGCAUCUAUCUUUUGAUGUACCGUGGCCAAAACGUUUAGCAGGCACUGAAAUUUUUUUAUUGUUCUUGCUUAACAAGCCCCUGUUUCUUCCAUGCAGAGAUUCUGGUUCCUUAUGUUUUUGUUAUUCCUUAACACAAACCCUACUUUGGAAGGCUUAACCUCAGCAGUUUGAAAGAAAAGAAAGAACAAAAGACAUCAGUAGAGGCUGAGAUACAUUUACAGCCACAAGUGUCAGGCAAAACAUUAUUUUUAAAAAUCUGGAUUUAAAUUUUGAUCACAGUGAAGUCCUGUUAUAAGUAUUAUUACCGACUGAAUUCAGAGACAAAGCUGUGUUAGCUUGGAAUAUCAGUAUGCAAAGGGAUCUUGUACUACCUUUGAGACUAAUUGAGUGAAAGACAUGUAACAUAAGCUUUCUUAAACUUGGUUUGCUUUCCAGAUGCAUAUUGACUUCACUCCAUGCAUCUGAGGAAGUAAACCAAGUCUAGGAAGGCUCGUGCUACACUGCCUUUUGCUCAGUUAAUGUUAAAGGUGCCACAAGAUCCCUUUGCAUUACAGGCUGAGUCUCCUUUAUCUGAAAUGCAUGGGACCAGAAGUGUAUUGGAUUUUGCAUUUUCUCGGAUUUUGGAAUAUUUGUACAUACAUAAUGAGAUCUCAUGGAGAUGAGACCCAAGUCAAAACAGGAAAUUAAUUUAGGUUUCGUAUAAACCUUUUACACACAGCCUGAAGGUAAUUUUAUACAUAAUAUUUUUAAUAAUUUUGUGCAUGAAACAAAGUUUGCAUACAUUG